AUGGAAAAAAUUGACGUUCAAAUUAAUAAAACUAUAUCUCCAAUUAUAUAUCUAAUAUUGAAACGCGAGUCAAAAUUUAAUACUAAUUUAAAUAAUUCAUUAACUGAAACUAUGUAUGAAGAAGUUGAGUUAGAACAAUUUGUGGUGAGUUCAAAAAGUGUUAAAGAUAAAUAUUUUAUGUUGCAAAAUAAUGAUAUAGUUGAAGUUACCAAAAUAAUAAAAUAUUUUAAUGGCCAGAUUAAAAUUGAAGCAAUUAAGUUUAAUUAUUCACCCAUGUUUGAUUAUCCAUUUACCUCAGAUACUACAAAAAUAUUUUAUAUCAAAGAAAUUAUUCCAAAAGUUCAACCAAUUUUAAACAAUUUAAACAGCUUAAAACAUAAAUGCUUUGUAACACCAAUAGGUAAUUGUAAAUAUAUAGCUAUUGCAUUACUUCACUCAUCAUAA
Macrosiphum euphorbiae (potato aphid) is the source of this 444-nucleotide messenger RNA. The record is from the annotation of a GenBank genome assembly. Lineage: Eukaryota; Metazoa; Arthropoda; Insecta; Hemiptera; Aphididae.